Molecule: messenger RNA, 732 nt
Organism: Necator americanus (New World hookworm)
Lineage: Eukaryota; Metazoa; Nematoda; Chromadorea; Rhabditida; Ancylostomatidae
Exons: 2
Coding region: 1-732 (243 amino acids)
Source: RefSeq, a predicted model, not a curated record
AUGACGACUAAGACCAUUCAUGGGAACUCGCAAUUCCAGAAGCCCUCCUCUCUAAGCUGGACGUGGGAGUCACCCGGUGGAGGUACCAAAGUUCUAUACGGGAUCGGACCAUCGCCUCCUCCGAGGAAGAUUUUCUUUCACAAGGAGAGCAGAGAAAGCCGUCAAGUUUGGAGAGAGAAAUCCCAGGACUAUCAUCAACUGGGACCUCUUCGCUACGUUAGCUGGUUUUUGGAAGAUUCCGCAGUGGACAACAUCGACGAGGAAUAUGACCCGCUCGUUGAACACCCUCGCACGAAGAAGGUUGAGAGUUCUAAAACCACCAAGAGACGCCGGUCUCUUGAAACUCUUGAGCUGAUACGCCAGCGUGGAGCAGCGCAAGCCGCAGGGAACCAAGAACUCACGUCCGUGCUCGCAAGGCUUUGCAGAGAGGCGACAAAGGAAGAGCUUAAAGAGAGAAAAGCAGAACUGCUGGCUGAAGCUGCAGAGGCGGGGAAAAGCGUCCGUUAUGCCCGUCGAGACUUUGCCAGUCGCAAGACAAGGAUGACUGCUGUCCGGAACCCGAGGGGAACAACCAUUGCAUCGAGAAAAGGGAUGGAGAAAAUCAUCUACGACUUCUACUCUGAUCUCUUCGACAGCCAUGUCCACUUGCCUCCUGACCAUCUGAGGGAAGACGGACAUAUCACUCCAGAUGUUCUCCCGUCCGAAAUACGGCACCCGGCCCCGACAGAAUAA